AUGACUACACGACGCCUAAGUAUGGUCCCACGUGAAUCCCUCUUCACUGAAGGACCCGAAGGUCGCCGUUUGGAAACCAUGAAUUCCGAUAAUUGUUUACUGAAUUUUUUCGACCCAGAAAAGAUGCGUUUUCGAAAUCUCUCGGCAUGUCAGUUUGCAGAUGUUUGGAAUCAUUUUGAUCGGGACGGCAACGGUUUCAUUGAUGGGGAUGAGGUGGAAACUUUUCUCAAUCGACUGGUCGACUGCAUUGUGACGGAAGAAGUGAGACAGACAAUGUCUCCCGUGGAACGAAAUCAGUUGGUUGGAGAUCUCAUGAAGGAAAUCGAUACCAACAAGGACAAUAAAAUCGAUAUUCGUGAGGUAACUAUUGAAUAA
This is a messenger RNA of Echinostoma caproni, 375 nucleotides long. The record is from the annotation of a GenBank genome assembly. Lineage: Eukaryota; Metazoa; Platyhelminthes; Trematoda; Plagiorchiida; Echinostomatidae.